CUCUUUCAGCACAAUCAAUCACCACCAAAAUCAUGCUUGGAGGCUUAGAUGAAACUCAACCUGCAACUCCAGAAAUCCAGAAGAUAGUUGACGAGGUAAAGCCACAGUUGGAAAAAAAGUCCAAUGAAAAAUAUGACUCCUUUGAAGCUGUAAAUUAUAGAACACAAACAGUUGCUGGGACCAUAUAUUAUGUAAAGGUACAUGUUGGGGGCGAUCGAUACAUACAUUUGAAAAUAUACGAACCUCUCCCUCAGGAGAAUAAACCAGUUGAGCUGUCCGACUACCAGACUGGCAAAGCCAAGAAUGAUGAUGUGGGCUCCUUUUAGAGGCACAGUCCAGAAUGGAUCUGGUUAUUUUCAUGAGCAUUCUGUAUCAAUAAACACAAUGGAAAUGAAACAUAGAUCUUUUAAAAGUAGAUUUUGAAUUUGAUGAUGUAUUAGUUAGUUUUAGUCAAGGUUCCC
Messenger RNA from Phascolarctos cinereus (koala), 461 nucleotides. Its product is annotated as cystatin-A1-like. Gene Ontology annotation, molecular function: cysteine-type endopeptidase inhibitor activity. NCBI's taxonomy places the organism in Eukaryota, Metazoa, Chordata, Mammalia, Diprotodontia, Phascolarctidae. The record is from RefSeq and is a predicted model, not a curated record. Gene Ontology annotation, cellular component: cytosol.